Molecule: messenger RNA, 822 nt
Organism: Aureococcus anophagefferens
Lineage: Eukaryota; Pelagophyceae; Pelagomonadales; Pelagomonadaceae
Exons: 1
Biological process (GO): protein phosphorylation
Cellular component (GO): cytoplasm
Molecular function (GO): protein serine/threonine kinase activity; ATP binding
Source: RefSeq, a predicted model, not a curated record
CGGAUCAUUGGUCGGGGAAGUUUUGGUAUCGUCGUGCAAUGUGAGCAAAGACGAGGAUUCUGGGAACUAUCAAGGAGAGCUGUCGCUGCAAAGGUCACAACUGUGAACCAAUACGAGAAUAAAAAGUACGAAGAAGCAGCGGUGCGACUUGUGAUGGAGAGGGCGAUUUUGAUGCACGUGCAAUCACAAUUCGUCGUUACUCUCCAAACCAGCUAUACAUACAACGACGAGUUCUGGCUCGUAAUGGAAUUAUGUGAUGGCGGAACAGUCGGUGAUGCCCUGCUGGGAAUUCAAUCUACGGAUGAGAUCGGCGCCAUAUGCGCCUGCGUCACCCAUGCUCUUGCGCAUAUCCAUGACAUGGGAAUUUGCCACCGCGAUAUCAAGUCAAGUAACAUCCUCUUGCUCUCUAGGGGCAUCGCCAAGCUUGCGGAUUUCGGCGUUGCCUGCGGAUUAUCAAGAUUGGGCGAGGAUUCAAAGUUCCACCUUGAGAAAUUUGUGGCUGGCACAUUGCAUUAUCUAGCUCCAGAAUGCUGCUGCGAUCGACCCACGGUAGUCGAGGCUCGAUCGGUGGCACGCGACGUUUGGGCCCUCGGUAUCUGCGUGUACGAGAUGUUCUAUGGUACAAUUCCUUAUGGACGCAGCGUAGACCCGCGUACCAUCAUUGUUCGAAAAGCCCCCCCCUCUUUUGGAACGCCACCGCCUGGCCGCAUUUCCUCAUCGUCAUCCAAGCUAUUGGAGGUCAUUGAUUUUGCCGCCGCAUGCCUCCAGCCGGCGCCAAAUCAACGCAAGGACGCGCACCACUUGGCACAUGCCCGUCUUGUA